Xenopus laevis (African clawed frog) is the source of this 4048-nucleotide messenger RNA. It is a transcript of the gene wwp1.L, whose product is annotated as WW domain containing E3 ubiquitin protein ligase 1 L homeolog. Gene Ontology annotation, biological process: ubiquitin-dependent protein catabolic process; protein ubiquitination; proteasome-mediated ubiquitin-dependent protein catabolic process. The record is from RefSeq and is a predicted model, not a curated record. Gene Ontology annotation, molecular function: ubiquitin-protein transferase activity; ubiquitin protein ligase activity. NCBI's taxonomy places the organism in Eukaryota, Metazoa, Chordata, Amphibia, Anura, Pipidae. The coding region runs from base 320 to 3079 and encodes 919 amino acids. The transcript is spliced from 25 exons. Gene Ontology annotation, cellular component: anchoring junction; cytoplasm; plasma membrane.
CCUGGGCGGUAGGUUUAUGACGCGAGGGGGCGGAGUCCGGGGAAGCUCUGUGAGACGGCCGCAGUGGUGCCCGGAGCUGGCAGCGUGUGAAUCGGACGGGAGCUCGGGAGGAGGAAGAGGCGGCCCGGGUAGGGGAGGCCGAGGACGGGACAUCCGCCCCGAUCAGUUUCCAGAGUCCCCCCAGCUGCUUUCCAAAGACAGAAGGAGGAAGUGAACGAUCGCAAAUAGAAAAUAAUUGGAAAAAGUCUUUAUUUCUGGCGAACAAUCUGAAAAUAACUGAAUUCAAAAAAGGGUUGGAAGGCCUGACCUGUAACCUGACAUGGCCACAGCCUCACCACGGCCUGGGAAUCGAAACAGUCAUGAAGGUUUACAGCUGCACGUGACAGUGUCCUGUGCCAAACUGAAGCGGAAGAAGAAUUGGUUUGGGACGACCGUAUAUACAGAAUUAGCCGUCGAUGGUGAAACAAAGAAGACUGCAAAAUCAAGCAGCUCAAGCAACCCAAAAUGGGAGGAACGGUUAACCGUGAGCGUAACCCCACAAACUACACUUGAAUUUAAGGUAUGGAGCCACCAUUCAUGGAAAGCUGAUGCGCUUCUUGGCAAAACUGUUGUUGACUUAAAUCAAGCUCUGGAGACCCACAACCGGAAGUUGGAAAGCGUGAAAGAACAACUGAAACUUUCAUUGGAUGGCAAACACGGAACAGUGCAGACCGGAGAGCUGACAGUCAUUUUAGAUGGAUUAACCGUGCAGCCCGAGUCACUUGCUACAUUUAACUCAGCAGCCACUCCAGCCAGAGAAAUCCAGCAAAAUGGGGAUGCUGUCCAUGAGAAUGGAGGUGAAACGUCUUUGGAUACAAGACUUGGAGCUAAUUGUGAUGUGCCCAAUGGGACGGCUAUUGAAACAGCAUCCGAGCAGAAUGCCUUUAAUACACAAAUAGCAAAUAUAGAUGCCACUCGUUCCCCUUCUCAUGUUGCAGCCAGACCCAAAAAUACACCAGCACCAAAUCCAAUGACUGGCAAUAGAACUGUUAAUGGCACAAGUGCUACACCUGAAGCAAAUAGCACACCUUCUCAUGAAGCUUUACCAUCUCCUGCCAGAGCCCUCUCGUCCGAUUGCAUAGACAUGAUGGACAGUACAUCUGAUGUGCCGGUAUCAAUAACUUCAGAGAGCAGCGUGUCUGCAGAAAGCAGUUCUGCUGGGGCUACAGCUGAACCAGUAAGGGCUACAGACUCUGGGGCUACAGACUCUGGGGCAUCACCUGCUGCUGGCAGCAAUAGCCCUAAUGCUGGAAAACCAAGGCAGGAGUCAUCUACAGGUUCAGGGGAUCCUGUCAGACAGCAGCCCAGCUCCGCUGCUGAGCCUUUACCACCGGGGUGGGAACAAAGGAAAGAUCCCCAUGGUAGAACCUACUACGUUGAUCACAACACAAGGACUACAACAUGGGAACGCCCACAGCCUUUGCCUCCUGGCUGGGAGAGGAGGGUGGAUGAUCGAGGGAGAGUGUAUUAUGUUGACCAUAACACAAGAACCACAACAUGGCAGAGGCCUACUAUGGAGUCCGUAAGAAACUUUGAACAGUGGCAGUCUCAGCGCAAUCAACUCCAGGGAGCUAUGCAGCAGUUCAACCAGCGAUACCUCUAUUCGGCAUCAAUGUUAUCCGCUGAAAAUGACCCCUUGGGACCUCUUCCUCCAGGAUGGGAGAGAAGAGUGGAUUCCACCGAUCGAGUCUAUUUUGUGAACCACAAUACAAAAACAACACAGUGGGAAGACCCUCGAACUCAAGGUUUACAGAACGAGGAUCCAUUGCCAGAGGGCUGGGAAAUCCGUUACACAAGGGAAGGAGUAAAGUACUUUGUAGAUCACAAUACAAAGACAACUACUUUCAGUGACCCAAGAACGGGGAAGUCAGUGGUAAGCAAAGGGCCACAGAUUGCCUAUGAACGUAGUUUCCGGUGGAAGCUUGCUCAUUUUCGUUACUUAUGUCAGUCCAAUGCACUUCCCAGCCACGUGAAGAUAACUGUAUCCAGGCAGACGCUCUUUGAAGACUCUUUCCAACAGAUUAUGGCAUUAAAACCAUAUGAUCUGAGAAGGCGAUUGUAUGUCAUGUUCAGAGGGGAAGAAGGUUUAGACUACGGAGGCUUAGCCAGAGAGUGGUUCUUCUUGCUUUCCCAUGAGGUGCUGAACCCCAUGUACUGCCUGUUUGAGUAUGCGGGCAAGAGCAAUUACUGCUUGCAGAUCAACCCUGCGUCCACCAUCAAUCCUGACCACCUCUCCUACUUCUGCUUUAUUGGGCGCUUUAUUGCAAUGGCACUGUUCCAUGGGAAGUUCAUUGACACCGGCUUCUCUCUUCCAUUCUACAAGCGAAUGCUCAGCAAGAAGCUUACCAUUAAAGACCUGGAAUCAAUUGAUCCUGAAUUCUACAACUCCCUGAUAUGGAUACGGGACAACAACAUUGAAGAAUGUAACCUGGAAAUGUACUUUUCUGUGGACAUGGAAAUAUUGGGGAAAAUCACCUCACAUGAUCUCAAACCCGAAGGUUCCAACAUCCUUGUGACUGAGGAGAACAAGGAAGAAUAUAUCGGUCUCAUGGCAGAAUGGAGAUUCUCACGUGGAGUUGAGGAACAAACCAAAGCGUUUCUUGAUGGCUUUAAUGCAGUGGUUCCACUUCAGUGGCUUCAGUACUUUGAUGAAAAAGAGUUAGAGGUUAUGCUGUGUGGCAUGCAAGAAGUAGAUUUAUCAGACUGGCAGCGGAACACCGUCUAUCGGCAUUACACAAGAAAUAGCAAGCAGAUCAUUUGGUUCUGGCAGUUUGUGAAGGAGAUGGACAAUGAAGUUCGGUUGCGGUUGAUGCAGUUUGUCACUGGUACCUGCAGGCUGCCGCUGGGAGGAUUUGCAGAGCUCAUGGGAAGCAACGGUCCCCAGAAAUUCUGCAUUGAGAAGGUUGGGAAAGAAACAUGGCUCCCUCGAAGUCAUACAUGUUUUAAUCGACUGGAUCUGCCGCCCUAUAAAAGCUACGAACAACUGAAGGAGAAGCUGCUUUUUGCAAUUGAAGAAACAGAAGGAUUUGGCCAAGAAUGAUCGGCAGCUGAUUAUUAUUAUGGACAUGAAUUGUAUGUCCAGCCAAGUAAAAUUGCACACAAUUAUUGUAUAUAUAUAUAUAUAUAUAUAUAUAUAUAUAUAUAUAUAUAUAUAUAUAUAUAUAUAUAUAUAUAUAUAUAUAUAUAUAUAUAUAUAUAUAUAUAUAUAUAUAUAUAUAUAUAUAUAUUCUGUUUAGUCUGUACAGUGAUCUUUGGCAAAGGGUGUCUGUCCCAAACGUAGAUAUUUGUUCUUCCACAUAGAUAUGCAAAAUACUUUAACCUUUUCUAUUUUUAUUUAUUUCCCCUUCAGAUGACUAAAUAGUUAGAAAAAAAAAAUAACUUUAAUUUUAAAUGCUGACUGAAGACUUUAUUUUAAAAUUUUUAUAUAUAUAUAUAUAUAUAUAUAUAUAUCUAAUGUGUAUAUACUUGGGAACUCUAGUUUUAUAGAGUUGUAAGUAUAUAGAACAUCAGCCAUUUGAGGAGGCUUGGGGGUCGCUUUAUUCAAUGAAAUGAUAAUUUGCAAACAGUCGUGUUCUUACACAGAACAUCCUUAUCACAGACGUUUAUUGCAUGGCUGCCAACAGAGGUGUUGAGAGCUACUGCCAAAAACCUUGGUUAAUUAUGCGAGAACUAUUGCUGCUGGCUUUUGUGAAUGGCAGAAUAUGCACAGUUCUGUUCCUUUCAUUUAUUCAGUGUGAUAGGCUGAUUCUAUUGAAUGUUGUAGCUGAAGCUACGAGCGUGGUCCCUACUUGCAGACGCUGCUUCCUGGCCCUGUAUAAUAGCAGUACUUCGCUCCUCUGCGUGUUGCCGUUAUUGCUCGGUAUAGACGAGGGUGGGGAGAGGACGGGCUCUGUAGGGCCACUCUAGCUUUUACAUUAGACAGUGUGAAUGACGGUCUGGCCGUUUCAACAAGGAUUACCUGGAAUAAUUUUGAAAAUAAGAUGAUGAAUAAAUUUUUUUUUUUUUGUUA